AUGGAUGCAAGAGGUCCUCAAGUAAUGUUUGGUGUUGGUGCAUGGGAACAAAUAGUCGACAGGUUUUUGUAUUGUGCAAACUCUUCAAAGGAAACAGGUGGAAGUAAAACGAUUUCAGGUGAAAAUUUACCUGCACACAGUCACUACAUAGAUUUAAGUACAUCUCAAGCAGGUUGGCAUAAGCAUAGAUAUUGGGAUUGGUCAGGAAUGACAAAAGGUAAAGGAUAUGAUGUUAUUGGAAGAGAUAAAGAUGGAAACCCAAUAUUUGAUCCAAAGUUAAAAUUAAAGUUACUGACAAGACAACAACUUGAAAAGUUACUGAAACCAAAACAGGAAAAAAAAUGA
This is a messenger RNA of Trichomonas vaginalis G3, 345 nucleotides long. Its product is annotated as phage tail repeat-like family. The record is from RefSeq and is a predicted model, not a curated record. NCBI's taxonomy places the organism in Eukaryota, Parabasalia, Trichomonadida, Trichomonadidae. The transcript has a single exon. The coding region runs from base 1 to 345 and encodes 114 amino acids.